Biomphalaria glabrata is the source of this 1144-nucleotide messenger RNA. Its product is annotated as 28S ribosomal protein S22, mitochondrial-like. The coding region runs from base 34 to 1077 and encodes 347 amino acids. Gene Ontology annotation, molecular function: structural constituent of ribosome. The transcript has 8 exons. Gene Ontology annotation, cellular component: mitochondrial small ribosomal subunit. The record is from RefSeq and is a predicted model, not a curated record. NCBI's taxonomy places the organism in Eukaryota, Metazoa, Mollusca, Gastropoda, Planorbidae.
AAAAUUUCCGAUUUACAAUUUUAAAAUACUAAAAUGGCUGCGUCCAUAACCUUCAGCUCUUUGAGACUGCUUUCAACAAGUAGCAGAUUAAUAUUAAGGAAUAAUAUCAUCAGAUGUCUUUCUAGCACACAAUCAGGUUCACAAUUGACUACAGAUGCAGCAACAGAGAGAGACCCAUUUCCAAUAUUCUCAGACAAAAAAGUUCAAGAUCUUUUGUUUAGAAUAACUGGGUAUGAUUACCUCAAAGUAGCUGGGCCCCAGAAAAAGAAAAUAAGCCCUGCUGUGUAUAAGCUGCUUACAGAUGAAGAGAUGCAAAAGGACAUUGAUGAAGCCAAAGAAAGGUUAAAGUUUCGAGUACAGAUACCACCUUUCAUGAACCCGAGGAAACGGCACCUGACCCCAUUAAUAGUUGAUCCUGAUCUAGCUGGUUUUGAUACCUCCAGCUAUGUUUUUGUGGAUGUGUCAUUUGGGUUAAAGGACAGGCAAAGGAGUGUUUUGAUGCGAGAGACAAAUGGUGACCUCAGAGUGGCGCCCUGGGAUGUAAAAGAGAGAAUGAAUGGGAUAUUCAAUCCAAGAGUUGGCAGGGAAUAUAUGAAGCCGAAAAUGUUUGAGGAACAGUUCCUUGAGAAACUAAUUGUUCAGAAAAAAUAUCUAUACAUACUGGAUCGAGCCUGUUGUCAGUUUGAGCCUGAUGAUCCAGAUUUUAUUAGAACCACUAGGAGAGUUUACAAUGCUAUAAAUUCAAUGCAAGACUUUGAUCUUUUGAGAUCGACAAGGCAUUUUGGCAGCCUGGCCUUUUAUUUGGCAUGGAACGCCAGUAUCGAUGACUUGCUGUUGGACAUGAUCAAUCGAGAUUUAUUAUCAGACGCAGGUGACCUCAUCAACCUCUAUUGUUUAAUCCACCCUUCAAGUUCAUGCACUCAAGAGUUAAGUAAUGUGAGUGGCAAAGAUCCAGACGUGUGCAUACAGGCCUACUUAAAAACAGAUUCAAAGAAGAAAUCACAACAUGAAUUGUCUUUACAAGCCAUCCUUGAUGCCAGAAAAGCAAAACAGAAAUUAAAAACACAGACAAAUUAAUGUUUGAUGUAAAUAUUUUGUCUUAUUUUUAUUUCUACAAUAAAUAGAUAGCAAUACAAAAAAAAUU